Trichoplusia ni (cabbage looper) is the source of this 3406-nucleotide messenger RNA. It is a transcript of the gene HDAC1, whose product is annotated as histone deacetylase Rpd3-like. Lineage: Eukaryota; Metazoa; Arthropoda; Insecta; Lepidoptera; Noctuidae. The record is from RefSeq and is a predicted model, not a curated record. The transcript has 11 exons. Bases 139 to 1599 code for a protein of 486 amino acids. Gene Ontology annotation, molecular function: histone deacetylase activity.
AAAAAAUGACAAGUGAAGUAAAGAAGUUGAGGAAGUUUGUGCGGUGAUGUUCGUGUUUCGGGUGGUAUUUAAUUAACAACGAAUUAUACUGAACAUUUUCCUAUUAUUUCAUUCUUAACUCGUUAUUAAUCUAUCACAAUGGCGAUGCAACCGCAUAGUAAGAAAAGAGUGUGCUACUACUAUGACAGUAAUGACAUCGGGAACUAUUAUUACGGUCAGGGACAUCCUAUGAAACCGCACCGUAUACGCAUGACUCAUAAUUUACUAUUAAAUUAUGGAUUGUACCGGAAAAUGGAGAUAUAUAGACCCCAUAAAGCAACCGCUGAUGAGAUGACAAAAUUCCAUUCUGAUGAUUAUAUUCGCUUCUUACGAUCAAUCAGGCCAGAUAAUAUGUCCGAGUAUAACAAACAGAUGCAAAGAUUCAAUGUCGGUGAAGAUUGUCCAGUGUUUGAUGGUCUCUAUGAGUUUUGUCAGCUGUCUGCAGGUGGAUCAGUGGCUGCAGCUGUGAAAUUAAAUAAACAGGCUUCUGAGAUUUGUAUCAAUUGGGGAGGAGGACUUCACCAUGCCAAAAAAUCAGAAGCCUCAGGCUUCUGUUACGUUAAUGACAUAGUACUUGGAAUCUUAGAGUUGCUGAAGUACCACCAGAGGGUGUUGUACAUUGAUAUUGAUGUCCACCAUGGUGAUGGGGUUGAGGAAGCCUUCUACACCACUGAUAGAGUUAUGACAGUGUCUUUCCAUAAAUAUGGAGAGUACUUCCCUGGAACUGGCGACUUACGUGAUAUUGGUGCUGGAAAAGGCAAGUACUACGCAGUAAACAUACCCCUGCGCGAUGGAAUGGACGACGACUCUUAUGAAUCCAUCUUCGUGCCUAUCAUAUCAAAAGUCAUGGAGACUUUCCAGCCCAGUGCGGUUGUCCUGCAGUGUGGAGCUGAUUCACUGACAGGUGACAGGUUAGGUUGUUUCAAUCUUACUGUUCGAGGUCAUGGCCGAUGUGUUGAGUUAGUGAAGAGGUUUGGCCUACCCUUCUUGCUAGUUGGAGGCGGAGGUUACACAAUUCGUAAUGUGUCACGUUGUUGGACCUAUGAAACAUCAGUGGCCCUUGGGGUCGAAAUAGCUAAUGAGUUGCCUUACAAUGAUUACUUUGAAUACUUCGGGCCUGACUUCAAGCUACAUAUUUCACCCAGCAAUAUGUCUAAUCAAAAUACACAGGAGUAUUUAGAAAAAAUUAAAAAUAGGCUCUUUGAGAAUCUGAGAAUGUUACCACAUGCACCUGGUGUUCAGGUACAAGCUAUUCCUGAAGAUGCUGUAAAUGAUGAAUCUGAAGAUGAAGACAAAGUUGACAAAGAUGAAAGACUGCCACAAAGUGAUAAAGACAAGCGCAUCACGGGAGACGGCGAGUUAUCGGACUCAGAAGAUGAGGGAGAGGGAGGCCGCCGCGACAACCGCUCCUACCGGACGCCGCAGCCGCGCAAGCGACCGCGCCUCGAUAAGGACGGCUCGCAGAUCAAGGAUGAAAUCAAAUCUGAAGACACAAAAGACGACGUCAAAAACUUAAGCAGUGUUGAAGAGCCAAAGAAAGAAAUACCUCCGAAUCCCUGAUGUACGCGAUAGACACCGCGUAGGUUGUAAAAGUUCAGCAUUGGUCUUUGUAAUAACACUAGGUAAAAGUGUUACCACAUUCAAGCUGAAACCAUACACUCACGGUGUUUAUGCAAAAUAAGAAAUAUAUUUUAUAUACACAAUAUUGUACGAAACAGGAUUUUGUAAGUAGAUUUCAUUCAGAUCUCAAUUUUCUGACAUGUACUGUCUUUCAUCACAAACAGGCUGGCCACAUUCAUAUUGCUCAUACAAAAGCUAAGGCUUUAGUUCUGACUAAUGUAAUAUUCUUCGGCGUUAACACAUUUUUGUUAAAAAUUAAUUACAUACUAUUUUCCAUCAAUUACAAAUCUUUCUUGUAAGUUCGAAUGUUUUACCUUAGUACUCUUUGCUAGUAUUUAGACUUAUGAAAUGUCAAAAGCAAUCUAGUAAAGCCUUCUAUGCUAUAUCGUUGGGAUUAUAGAAAGGAGCUACAAUUUUACAGUGGCUAGUUUGUUAGUUUUGAUCGAAUCACCUCUUGAAAUUUCAUGUGAUGGUCACUCACCAUCUUUAGAUAAUGAUAUUACUAAGGGAUGGCUAACUCUGCAAAGUCAACUUGUAGUGUUAUAUAUCUAAUAAAUGUUGCUACCAUUUUAUCAGGCUAGUUACUGUGUAUUUUUUUCUUAUACACAAGUAGUCGCUUCGUAUAGUAUUAGGCAUUUGUAUUUGAAGAUAAUGUAGUUUUAGUCCAUGUUUCAUAAAAGCAGAUGGGGGAUUUGUCUUAAGAUUUCAGAAAGCUAAAAUAUAGUGUCCGAAUUAAAGUAUUUCAUAGAAUUGUUUUAAAUGAACUUGAAAAACAAAUAACUUACAGCUCAUCCACCGCCUAUUAAAACGCGGAUAGAGCAAUCGACAGAUAUGUUAUCACGAAUAUGGGCUGACUGGCAGACAAAAAAAAAUAACUACUGCAUCAGAUUCCAAAAAUAUUAUUUUUUUAUGAAAUUAUGGCGAUUAAGGCUAAAUAAGGUUAGUCUUAGGAGUUAUUAUCUCGUUAGGAAUAGAAUAUUUUUUAUAAAACUGACAUCUUAUAAUAGCAUCUAAACAACCAAUAAAUAUCUUUGAAUUAUUUAAAUAAUUAUACCUUGCAGAAGACACGAAGCGUUACCCUUACGUUUCUUACAGGCAAACCAAUAUCCUAAUAAUUAUGUAUGAUUGAUUUGUAAGAUUGAUAGAAUAAGAUUAAGUUAUUUAAUUUAAGCUUAGAAUUUGUGUAAGAAAUAUUUUGUAGGGGCUGUUGAAUUCAGUUCCUUCCAUGCUAUAUUCUCCAUCCCCUACGAAAUUACUGCAUCGGUUAUGUCGUCAUCAGCUGUAACGUCAUUUUUGACAUGUAUCUUUUACAACAACAUUUAAAUGACAAAUAAAAAUAGUAUUAAUUUGAAAUAAAGCAAUCAGUCAAGUAUUUUAUUAUGGUUGAAAUAUCGUCAUUCUGUACAUAAGAAUACCUACUUUGUGGCAACAAAAACAGUAAACUAAUUAAGUUUAAAUGCUUGAUUGUAGAUUUUUACCUGUCAGCUUGUAUGGUUUUGCCAUGCCAGACAAAACAAAACGUAGUUCUUUGAUACAAUAGUUGUAAAGUACCUUUGCGCAUUUUUGUUUUCAGUUAGAUAGGUUUUAAUAACAAAUUCUUGUGUGACUUCAUCAGAAUAAACAUCCUAGUAGAUUGUAAUCAGUCUGUGAUUACAGUUUAUAUGUAAUAGUUUUGAAUAUUCUCAUUGAAUAGAAUAAGACUGUAAAUACGUUUUUUAUUGUUCAAUAUAUCAAAAUGUGUCUAUUU